Messenger RNA from Prorocentrum cordatum, 868 nucleotides. Lineage: Eukaryota; Dinophyceae; Prorocentrales; Prorocentraceae. The record is from the annotation of a GenBank genome assembly.
CGCCGGGCGGUCCCCCGCUGGGCGGUCCGCCGCCGGGCGGUCCGCCGCCGCCCGGCAUGCCGCCGCCGGGAUGCUGCGGGCCGCCGCCAGGCUCCUGGCUGGGCCCGCCCGGCACCGGGCCGGGGCCCUGCAUGCCCCCAGGGCCACCGGGCCCUGGCGCCGACGCGUGGAUGCGCGGGCCGCCUCCGAGCGAUUGGGCCGGCCCCGGCAUGGGCCCGCCGCCGCCAGGCCCCGGCGGUCCUCCCGGCGGGCCUGGCGGCGGCCCCCCUGGAGGUCCGCCGCCCUUCGGCUUCCCGUCGUGGCCACCUCCGGGCUGGUACGGAGGCGGCAGGCCGCCGCCGGGCCCGGAGCGCCCAGGCCCCCCGCCUGGCGCCUACGUGGACUACCCGCCCUGGGGGCGGCCUCCCGGGCCAGAAGGCUACUGGCAACCACAUGGGCCGCCGCCUCCCGGUUACGGCGGCCCGCCGGGCUGCGGCCCGCCUGGGCAGCCCGCGCCGCCCGGCGCGGGGGCGCCGCCCGCCGCGGCGCCGGCGGCCCCGAAGCAGAAGCGUGGGCGCAGCAAGUCGGCGGGCUCGAGCUACUCCGGCUCGUACAGUUACAGCUACAGCUACACGCCUUCGCCAUCGCCGGAGCGGAGCAAGAAAAGGUGAUGUCGCUAAGGAGUCUCCACGUGAGCGCCUUAUUUCCCUCCCUGCACCCGACCGGCGCCUUUCGUGCACGAAUACCCGCUGCCCCAAAACUAUGCGGAGGAAGGGAGGGAGUAGGCGGGAGGGGGAGGAAAGAGAAGGCCGCUGGCCGCCUCCUGCUCCCCCCCCUUUCUCCUUCCCCUUUUCCCUUCCUCCUCUUCCUUCUCCUAGAGAUUGCGGAG